UUAUAUUUUUUCAUUUAGAUAAUAUAUUUUUUAUAAUAAUAUAUUUGUUAUAAACAUAUAAAAUGUCAUCAAGUGAUUACAAGUUUGGAAAUUUAAAUCUAAAGAAUGCAAAAGAGGUGUCUGACUAUGCAGCACAAAUAGUUGUUGAUACAGAAAAACUUGUUACACAUUCGAUUCCUGAUAAAAUCUUUGCACUGGAUAAAAUGAUUAAGGAUGAGUUUUUAGUGGUGAAAGAUGUUGUGCAACAAAAUAUUGAACACUUUGAAACUCUUAAUUCAAAUUCAAAUCACAACGAUUCUUUCAAUGACGGUAUCAUUAUGAACUCAAAAAAAAGAAAAAUUGACGAUGAAGAUCAAGAAACUCUGCCCCAUGCUGCAAAAAGUUUUCCUUGCAACAAGAGGCUGUUAAAGUUGAUCAAUAUAAUAAAACCAGAAGUCCAAGAUAUGGUGGAAAUAUGCGAAAAGAUGCAAAUGUGGAUUCAAUUGUUAAUACCAAAGAUUGAAGAUGGGAAUAAUUUUGGAGUUUCUAUACAGGAAGAAGUUUUAAAUGAAAUACAUAGAAUACAAAGUGAUUCAGUAACUUAUUUGGACUCAAUUUCACGGUAUUAUAUCACAAGAGGAAAGAUUGCUUCAAAAAUAGUUAAAUAUCCAUUUCUUAAUGACUAUAAACGAGCAGUUAAGGAAAUUGACGACAAAGAGUUUAUGAACCUUAAAUUUGGUAUUAAUGAGUUGAAAAGCAAUUAUUUACUUAUAUUGGAUUUGGUGUCAAAGAAUUAUGAGAAAAUAAAGAAACCUCGUUCUUCCAAUAAUCUUAAUGCGAUGUACUAGUUCUUGAUCAUUCUGACAAUUGCAUUUAGUCUGAUGUAAAUAGUCAACGUUGAGUGUUGUUUAGAUUUUAAAGAUAAUUGUUCAGAAAA
Molecule: messenger RNA, 916 nt
Organism: Hydra vulgaris (swiftwater hydra)
Lineage: Eukaryota; Metazoa; Cnidaria; Hydrozoa; Anthoathecata; Hydridae
Product: proteasome activator complex subunit 3
Biological process (GO): positive regulation of endopeptidase activity; regulation of G1/S transition of mitotic cell cycle; regulation of proteasomal protein catabolic process
Cellular component (GO): cytoplasm; proteasome activator complex; nucleoplasm
Molecular function (GO): endopeptidase activator activity
Source: RefSeq, a predicted model, not a curated record